AUGAGUUUCAGUGGUCUCAAGCACUCGAUUACACAGUACUUGGAAGAGAUACCAAGCCAAGUGCAAACAAGACUGUAUAAAUCCCCGGCUACAUGCUUGGCUAUUUACAGACUUCUGCCGACACUGGCAAAGUUUUUCAUAAUGACAGUUAUAUUCAAUGAUAAAGAUAUAUCAUUACGUGACCUGGAUCGUUGGGUUAAAUCGAACGGCAAGCUACAAUUUCAAGAGGCUAUCAAGUCAAUGAAAUCUUUACAUUUGCUGAUACCGACAAGGGUAAAUGGGCAACUUUUAAUCAACUUGAAUCCAACAUUUAGAGAAAGUUUCAGAAAUGCGUUAACAGGUGGUGAAGUGAACAACUCAUUUGGUAUUGUAGUUGAUGAAGAUAGACUCGACACCGUGGUAAACUUAGCUGUCCUAGAUGAAUAUGCAGCAACGAAAUGGGAGACAAUUUUACAUUUUAUGGUCGGUACUCCAAUGGCAAAAAUGCCAUCGGAAAAUGUUCUUAAUCUAUUAAAACAUAGCAAAUUAAUGGAAGAAGUUCCCGACUCCUCUGAGUUUAUGAUUACUAAUGAAGGUUUUCAAUUCCUUCUACAGGAAGUUAACUCACAAAUCUGGUCAUUACUUUUACAGUAUCUGAAACUAGCCGAAUCAUUGCAUAUGGACCCAGUUCAUGUCUUGAACUUUAUCUUUAUGCUAGGUGCUUUAGAGACUGGAAAGGCAUAUAGCACAGAAAACCUCAGCGAAACUCAAUUAAAAAUGCUUCUCGAUAUGAGAGAUUAUGGUCUAGUGUUUCAAAAAACAAGUAAUCCUAAUAUAUUCUAUCCGACACGGUUGGCACAAAUGUUGACGUCAGAUACUAAGAGCAUGAGAACAGCAUCUGGUGCUAUGGAGAGUGUUCUAAACAAACCUGACGAUGCGGCAAAAUCAACGGAUGACAAAUAUGAUUCAUUGGAAGGUAAAGCUGAGGAUAUACAAGAUGGUGCUCUGAUUAUUGAAACCAACUUCAAACUAUACUCAUACUGCAACUCACCCUUACAGAUAGCUAUUCUAAGUUUAUUUGUGCAUUUGAAAUCUAGAUUUGCUAAUAUGGUGGCUGGUCAAAUUACAAGAGAAUCUAUCAGAAGAGCUUUAAUCAAUGGUAUCACUGCUGAUCAGGUAAUUGCUUAUUUAGAAUCUCAUGCGCAUCCUCAGAUGAGAAGAUUAGCUGAGGAAAAACUGCAAAAGAAAUUAGAACUAGAUCCCAACUGUAAAGAUCCCUUGCAAGUGCUACCCCCAACCGUCGUCGAUCAAAUUAAAUUAUGGCAACUAGAAUUAGAUAGAGUGUUAACGUAUGAAGGUUCUCUAUACAUUGACUUUGAUACAGCACAAGAUUUCAAUAUGCUCUGUAAAUAUGCACAGGAUAUUGGCGCUCUACUAUGGAAAGAUGAUAGGAAGAGAAAACUAUUUGUUUCUAGAGAGGGUAAUGCUCAAGUUCUAGAGUAUGCAAAAAGGAAAAUCAAAAAGAAGGAAGAAUAA
Nakaseomyces glabratus is the source of this 1515-nucleotide messenger RNA. RefSeq names its product TFIIH/NER complex subunit TFB2 (gene TFB2). Gene Ontology annotation, cellular component: transcription factor TFIIH holo complex; transcription factor TFIIH core complex. The record is from RefSeq and is a predicted model, not a curated record. Lineage: Eukaryota; Fungi; Ascomycota; Saccharomycetes; Saccharomycetales; Saccharomycetaceae. Gene Ontology annotation, biological process: nucleotide-excision repair. Gene Ontology annotation, molecular function: double-stranded DNA binding; ATPase activator activity.